Messenger RNA from Telopea speciosissima, 1390 nucleotides. RefSeq names its product putative B3 domain-containing protein Os10g0537100. Lineage: Eukaryota; Viridiplantae; Streptophyta; Magnoliopsida; Proteales; Proteaceae. Bases 89 to 1390 code for a protein of 433 amino acids. Gene Ontology annotation, molecular function: DNA-binding transcription factor activity; DNA binding. The record is from RefSeq and is a predicted model, not a curated record. The transcript has 2 exons.
ACACACAUACAAAGGCACACACAAUGCCCAUAGACCAAUUUUGUUGUUGAGAAAGGUUUUGGUGGGCACAACACAAGUCACAGAACCCAUGAUGGACCCAGCACCAAAGAUCCCAUCUUCAGCAGCAUACAAAAGACUAGUCCCUCAACACACCAGCUUGUGGGGCGCUCAAUUCUACGAGAACAAUCCAGUUCACCACCCACACUGGCUUCGAACGACCUCCUUAGAAACUGAUCAGAACAAGGAGGCCGCUACAACUAAUAUUGCAGUAGCAGCAGCAGCAGAGAUGUUCCGGGCGCCCCAUGGCACCCUCAAUUUCCAUUCAUACCAGGAGGACACCAAUACCUACGAUGACGAAGACCCACCAGAUGAACCAAUCGUAGAAGAGAGGGACAACAUUGAAGCUGGUUACAGAGACGACCACCACCAACAACAACAAGAACAAGAACAAGAACAAGAACAAGAGAGAGAACACAUGUUCGAGAAGCCGUUGACGCCGAGCGACGUGGGAAAGCUCAACCGCCUUGUUAUACCGAAACAACAUGCUGAGAGGUACUUCCCACUCGGUGGCGGCGGCGGUGGUGGUGAGUCGGGUGGGGAGAAAGGGUUAUUGCUGAGUUUCGAAGACGAGUCAGGUAAGGCAUGGAGGUUCCGAUAUUCGUAUUGGAAUAGUAGUCAAAGCUAUGUGUUGACUAAAGGGUGGAGCCGCUUCGUGAAGGAGAAGCGGUUGGACGCCGGCGAUGUGGUAUUGUUCGAGAGGCAUAGGGUUAACGGGGAGAGGUUCUAUAUUCGUUGGAGGCGUCGUGCCGCUCCCGUCCAAGAUAGCGGAACCUUACCACUACCACCACAGCAUGAGGGCCCCUCACUUAUGGGCGCGUGGACCCGGGUCCUCUACUCCGGACCUGCACCUCCUCCUCCUCCUCUUCCUUCUCCUUCUCCUUCUCCUUAUCAUCAUUCUCAUCAUCAUUAUCAUCAUCAUCCAUCGCACUUUCAUGGUCAUCAUGGUCAUACUCAUGGAUCUCCUUCACCUAUUCUCUAUCAAGCUGACUUUCUUCACGCAGACAUAGCAACAACAAGGGCGCCCGUGGUUCAAAACCCGACAGCACCGGGGAACUGGAAGCGACUAAGGCUGUUCGGGGUGAAUCUAGACUGCCAGAUGCUGGACGACGCCCCGCAUCCAUACCCAUCACCCAUGCCCGAUGAUGAUGGUUCAUCACAAUCGAGUCACCACCACCUCUAUCCAACUCUUCUUCAACCUCCUCAAUCAGCUCACCAUGGUUCCAGCAUCUUCGUCACUGCUCACAAGGUACUAACUAGUACUACUUCUGGGCUAGCUACUUUCCUUUUCAUUUUGAUCCUCUUCUUCGAAUGCUGCUUGUUAUCUUUUUAA